Spodoptera litura is the source of this 2661-nucleotide messenger RNA. Its product is annotated as ecdysone oxidase. The record is from RefSeq and is a predicted model, not a curated record. Gene Ontology annotation, molecular function: oxidoreductase activity, acting on CH-OH group of donors; flavin adenine dinucleotide binding. NCBI's taxonomy places the organism in Eukaryota, Metazoa, Arthropoda, Insecta, Lepidoptera, Noctuidae.
CAUAUGUCAUUGUGAACGGGUCCUAAGUUAAUUUUAUUCCAUUGUUGGUAUAUUUAUAAAGCCACAGAGAACCAGUAUAUAUUAAUAUUUAGCAGUUUUAAUGUUAUUGUAAUAUCGGCGGAACGGAACGGACGUAUCCUAAUAAAAGCGUGCCUAUGCUUAGUGAAAAAAAAAAAUAAGAGGCUAGUAUGACUAUUUUCCCGCGCAUUAAAAUUAAUGGAGUCGUUUUUGCACUACUUAUUAUGUUUAUUGGACUACAGUUUAAGAGCAUCCUACAUACUAUUUCUGUGGUCGAAGUGAAAGUGUUAUUUCCAUUGAUACGGCUGGUUCAGAUUGCCAUUGUCAGUCUGUACCCUACAGACCACUCUUUAUAUCCAACACAAGCGAAUGUACAGGAUUCUCAAACGUUUGACUUCAUAAUAGUAGGUGCGGGAUCAGCUGGGUGUGUGCUGGCAAACCGACUCACAGAGGUUUCUGACUGGAAUGUCCUUCUGAUUGAAGCAGGAGACGAUCCGCCAACAGCUUCUCUUAUUCCAGGCUUAUCUGUAAUAGUAGCCGCCGCUCUACCUGACUGGAACUUCUUCACAGUCGACGAUGGAUACUCUAGCCAAGGGCUCAAAACAAAAACCAUCCACAACCGAAGAGGUAAAAUGCUCGGGGGAUCCAGCGGGACAAACUUCAUGUUUUACGUAAGAGGGAAUCAAAAAGACUACGAUAGAUGGGCCCAAGAUGGCAACGAAGGUUGGAACUGGGAUCAUGUCACCACAUACUUCAGGAAAAGUGAAAAUAUUAAAGAUGAAUUCUUAAUAAAAAGCGAUGCAGCUAAUUUACAUGGCUCAGAAGGGUUCUUAACCGUCACACAACCGGAUUGGGGAGAUGUGACCAAAGAUUACUUAAACGCCUUCAGAGAACAAGGCCAUGAUAUUCUUCUGGAUUAUAAUGGACACCAGCAGUUAGGAUAUGGUAUGUCUAGCUUUACGUCCGAUGAGAAAACUCGACAAAAUACUGCCAAUGCAUUCCUAAGUCCUAUAAAAAACAGGAAAAAUCUUCACGUAUUGAAAAAUACACUCGUGAGAAAAAUUCUCGUAAACAAAAAUAAACGAGCAAUAGGCGUUGAAGCAAGACUUCCUGGAGGACAAAUAAUAAAACUGAAUGCAAGAAACGAAGUCAUACUAUCAGCUGGAGCCAUUAAUACUCCGCAAUUAAUGAUGCUGUCCGGAAUAGGUCCUAAAGAUCACUUAGAAGAAAUGAAAAUAGACAUAGUUCUAGAUUCGCCAAACGUCGGACAAAAUAUGCAGGAUCACGCAUUAGUUCCUAUAUUAAUUAGUGGUAAGAAGAAAUUUUUAUCAAUAUUAGACAAUAUUAAACCUUUAGGAGAAACAAGCCGUUUUCCGAUGGCAUCAUUUUUGGGUUUCGUAGCACUGAACAAGUCUCAAGGCUAUCCAGAUUAUCAGAUUACUGCUAUACCUACGCCUACUGCGGCACUUUUGCCGCCUUUAUUGUGUUCGGAUACGUUUUCAAUAAAAGACAAUUCCAUCAUUGUUAUAGCUGAUGAAACUCAAACCAGAGGAGCCCUAUUCUCUCUAGUUACUCAUCUUCACCCAAAAUCUAGAGGUAGUAUCAAACUGCGAAGUGCAAACCCUGAAGACAGUCCUCUCAUCUACUCUGGCUACUUCAGCAACGAGGACGAUUUGGAAGACUUUGCAAAAUACAUUGAAGAUUACAUUACUGUCAUCAACACAACGUAUUUUAAAGAGAUAGAGGCUGAAGUAAUAGAUCUCAAACUUGAUGAAUGUGUAGCUUUUACUUUCGGUAGUCAUGAGUACUGGAGAUGUUAUGUUUUAAACUUGGCUACUACUCAGUAUCAUGCUGUCAGUACUUGCAAGAUGGGUGUGGAAGGUCAGGGAGUGGUAGAUGAAAGGUUACGGGUCAGGGGUGUCGAAGGGUUAAGAAUAGUGGAUGCCAGUAUAAUGCCGUCUCUCACAAGUGGGAACACAAAUGCCCCAGUGAUCAUGAUAGCUGAAAAAGCUAGUGACAUGAUCAAACAAGACCAUAGCAUAAACUUGGGUUCAGAAAAUAAAUAAGAACAGUAAAUACUAAGUAACAAUUAUGAACGUGAGAAAAUUGUAGAUGAAUUUUUGGUAAGACAAUAGCGAUUUUAAUUUUAUGUGUUUUAUUAUCGUUUUAAUGUAAAUAUUGUUGUAUGGGUGAUUUUAACCUUCAUGAAAUAGACGAACAAUGUUAUUUAUAGAGUUAGGUAGUAUGUAAUAUUAUGUAGGUACAUAUAUAUAAAGUUAAUAACUUUAUUAUAAAGUUAAUAGUUCAGUAAUUUGGUAGUUUUACCUGAAAAAUUGUCCGGGUUUUGAAAAUCGCCAAUUUUGUAGAUUUUAUUGCCGCCAUUUUUCCAAAAUGACGGCGCACACACAAAGGUGCAAAAUGGAAAUCGAAAAGAGCACAUCAAAAUCAAAAAAUUGCCCACUUUCAAAACUCCCGGAAAGCGUUCCGGGUAACCCCAUAUUUCCUAAUUAAAUAUCGCACUAUAAUGGCCAAGUUAAAAACACUCGGUCAAACAAUUAAACAACAAUAAAUGUUAAUAAAAUCAAACAGAACCAAGGCCAACCACUUGUGAGACUAGUAUAAAAAUAAAUUAUUAAAUAAUAA